Molecule: messenger RNA, 3351 nt
Organism: Bactrocera dorsalis (oriental fruit fly)
Lineage: Eukaryota; Metazoa; Arthropoda; Insecta; Diptera; Tephritidae
Exons: 3
Coding region: 241-1182 (313 amino acids)
Source: RefSeq, a predicted model, not a curated record
AAUGCUUAUCUUCUAAUUUACAAAAAUUCUUAUCUGUUGGAAAAAUCCACAGUGCUGCUUAUCCUUUAUUACUAUCAUGUUAUAGUUUUACAAAAAUGCUUAUCUUCUAAUUUACAAAAAUUCUUAUCUGUGGGAGAAUUCCACAGUGCUGCUUAUCCUUUAUUUGCAUUCAAUAUUUAUUUAGGAUCAGUGUUUCUUCUCAUAUUCUAAUUUUACACAUCUUCUGGUUUUCUUAAAUAGAUGUAUUUUCUUAUCUACCAGACUAUCUUCACACCAUCUGUGUUUGCUGUUGUUCUUGGGUUAGCAUGGGAUGUAACUCGUGCGCUCCGAGGUCCUAACAUCGACUCGGACCACUAUCUUGUUGCAGCUAAGAUUCGCACCCGCCUCUGUGCAGCAAAAAACGCACGCCAACAAACACAAGGAAGGUUCGACGUCGAGAAGCUGCAAUCACAACAUACAGCCGAACGAUUCUCUACUCGGCUUGCACUCCUGCUCUCGGAGAGCACUCGUCAACAACUCGGUACAGCUGCAACCGAAACCAUUGGUUUUCGGAAAGUGCAAAGGAACAGCUGGUACGACGAGGAGUGCCGUGUCGCAGCGGAGAGAAAACAGGCUGCCUACCACGCAACGUUACGAUCGACCACAACACGUGCGGGAUGGGACAGAUACCGAGAGUUGAAGAGGGAAGCGAGACGCAUUUGCAGACAGAAGAAGAAAGAGACCGAAAUGCGUGAGUACGAACAGCUCGAUAAGCUGGCCGACAGGGGUAAUGCUCGAAAAUUCUACGAAAAGAUGCGGCGACUUACAGAAGGUUUCAAGACCGGAGCAUAUUCCUGUAGAACCCCCCAAGGUGAUCUAGUUACCGAUGCCCAGAGCAUACUUAGAUUAUGGAGGGAACACUUCUCCAACCUGCUGAAUGGCAGUGACAGCACCACACCGGGAGAAGGCGAACUCGAUUCCCCAAUCGAUGACGAUGGAGCAGACGUUCCAUUGCCCGAUCGUGAAGAAGUUCGAAUAGCAAUUGCCCGCCUGAAAAACAACAAAGCGGCAGGAGCCGAUGGAUUGCCGGCCGAGCUAUUCAAACAGUGUGACUUCAGACCUGGUAAAUCAACAACCGACCAGAUAUUUACCAUGCGCCAAAUCUCUCACUCACUGUUGACAGUCAUAACUUUGAAGUUGUAGAUAAUUUCGUCUAUCUUGGAACCAGCAUAAACACCACCAACAAUGUCAGCCUAGAAAUCCAACGCAGGAUAACUCUUGCUAACAGGUGCUACUUCGGACUAGGUAGGCAAUUGAGAAGCAAAGUCCUCUCUCGACCAACAAAAACCAAACUCUAUAAGUCACUCAUAAUUCCCGUCCUGCUAUAUGGUGCAGAGGCCUGGACGAUGUCAACAACAGAUGAGUCGACGUUGCGAGUUUUCGAGAGAAAAGUUCUGCGAAAGUUUUAUGGUCCUUUGCGCGUUGGCCACGGCGAAUAUCGCAUUCGAUGGAACGAUGAGCUGUACGAGAUAUACGACGACAUUGACAUAGUUCAGCGAAUUAAAAGACAGCGGCUACGCUGUCUAGGUCAUGCUGUCCGGAUGGACGAAAACACUCCAGCUCUGAAAGUAUUCGACGCAGUACCCGCCGCGGGAAGCAGAGGAAGAGGAAGACCUCCACUCCGUUGGAAGGACCAAGUGGAGAAGGACCUGGCCUCGCUUGGAAUAUCCAAUUGGCGCCACGUAGCGAAAAGAAGAAACGACUGGCGCGCUGUUGUUGACUCGGCUAUAAUCGCAUAAGCGGUGGCCACGCCAUUUAAGAAGAAGAAGAAAGAACAACUUAGGAGCGGCAGUAUCAUUACGAAAUGCUCUGCAAGCAGCAUCAUGAGUUGUAACGAAGGAAGCUUGGUCGGAGUUGACAAGCCCUCAAGGGCUGCAAAUGUUGUGGUCGGAGUUAGCAGAAAUAUUAGAUAAUUAAGACGGCCACGCGAUUAGCAAUCAGAUGAAAGAAGAUAAAUUUAAAAGUGUAUGUGUGUGAUUUAUUAAAAACUAAUAUGUUUUUCCACUCACAGUCGUUAACCCACUGGAAACAGCAGGUUCGUCACCGAGCGAAUUAAGAAUAAUCUUUAGGUAUUCUAUAAAAAUAUAUUUUCCUUGGAUUCCUUUAAGGUUUCUUUAUUUUAAAUAUAUGUAUAUAAGUUUACACCAUGAACAAUAUACUACCGGCCAGAGAUAAUGAGAUGUCCAACUCCUCUCUCACUGGAAGUGUGAGAACAAUUGUUAAACGUCAAAACCACCUAAACUUUGACAGUUGACUGGAUUGAGGAGGUUUUGACGUUUAGCAAUUGGAAACGAGCGAUGGCCAGAUUGAAAUCCCGCCAAAUUCUUAUUCGAAUGGAGACUUUUUUCAUUUUUUUUUGUCUCCAUUUCUAACGGCCAUUAGUUCGAAGAAUAGGGAAAGCGCAACAGCACGUAAAUUGAAAGAUAUAAAAUGCCGAAAACAACCAGCAAAUGGAGGAAGUGUAUUGUUGGCUGCAACGAGGGAGGAAUAACAUUUGGAUUUCCAAACAGUGGAACGGACCUCGAACGGCGUAAAUGUUGGCUCAACCGUUUAGGUGUUUCCGAUGAAACACCUAAAAAUAUUUUUGCUUGUGAGCGGCAUUUUUCGGCAAAAAUGCGCCUUGAAAAACGAUUGCGUUCGGGGGCCGUUCCCGAUAUAAAUUUAAAAGUUGAGCCUACAUUUCACGUCCCAAAUUCGGAAUUAAAAAAUACAAUUUUAUUGGGUCUAGAAGAUUUUGCUCCCCAAGUUGAAGAAGCUGUCUCAAAUGCACAAAAUGCAUCGAGGCAGCUUUUUCCAAGUAUUCAAAAUGAAAUUGAAGAUGGAAUUUUAGAGCCUCUUCCAUUUUUUGAGGAGGAUGUAUCUUUUAAUAUUGAUAAGGCCGCGCAAACAGGUAGGGGUCUGACCGCAGGAACAGAAAGGAAUAAGAAAUUGAGGGAAGAGAAUAGGGUUUUGAAAAUAAAGUUAGAUGAAAAAGAGCAGGAAAAUAGAAGUUUAAAGGCCCAGUUAGUUGAAAUGGCCGCAGAAUUAGAAAGAUGUAGGGAACAGCUAAGGAAUAGCUCUUUGAGGGAACAGUCAGACCCUCUUUCUUUAGUUUGUAGCAAAGUUCCUCCUCAGUUAGGUGCUUGCAUUAGGAGUAGUUUUAUUAAUAGUAAUCGCCGUACCCAUGGUCGGCGAUAUGACAAUUUUUUGAAAACGAUAGCUUUGGGUGUAUUUUUUCUAUCGCCAGUUGCUUAUCGGCAUUUAAAGCACCAAUUAGAUUUUCCAUCCGAAAGUACUUUGGAAAACUUUGUUACAGACUGGCCCCGUCUCCCA